Tinamus guttatus (white-throated tinamou) is the source of this 1095-nucleotide messenger RNA. RefSeq lists its product as uncharacterized. The record is from RefSeq and is a predicted model, not a curated record. Lineage: Eukaryota; Metazoa; Chordata; Aves; Tinamiformes; Tinamidae. Gene Ontology annotation, molecular function: protein binding.
AUGUUGGCAGAACUGGCAGACAGUGCCAUGAUGUGGGAUGAAAACCAAGCAGCAGCCCAAGGACAUGAAUGUUUAGAGCCCCAAGGCUGGCGCUGGCUGUUUGAUGGCACCAUCAGACCUGAUGCCCGCGUGGCCCUGGUGGUCUCCGCCUCUCAGGUAUUAGAUGUGGGCUCUGGCUCCUGGCUGGUCAUGUUCCUCCUUGUUACGUUGGUAUUUACCUGUGCGGCGAAGGCUGCGCUGAGCGCCAACGUCUCCUCUUCGUGCCCACGCGUGUGCAAAUGCGUGUCCGACACGGUGACGCGCUGCGGCCGAGCGGGGCUCAGCGCCCUGCCUGCAGAACUGGCCGCCUCCACCGUGUCCCUGAACCUCUCGCACAACUACCUGCGCGUGCUGAGCCCCAACGCCUUCGGGAACCUGACCUCCCUCCACCGCCUCUGGUUAGACGGGAACAGCCUGACGUUCCUGGCGCCGGGAACCUUCCUGGCUCUGGGGCAGCUGCGGGAGCUGCACCUCGGCGGCAACACGCGCCUCACCUCCCUGCACCCCAACGCCUUCCGCGGGCUGCGAAACCUCACCAGCCUCGACCUGUCCCGCUGCAACAUCUUCGAAAUCCACCCGCUGCUCUUUUCCCACCUGCCCUCCCUGGAAAACCUCGACUUGGCCUCCAACAACAUGCGCUACGUCCCGCAGGCCUUCGGGAACCUCUCCAACCUCGCCGCGCUGUCGCUGGAGGGAAACCACAUCGAAGCGGUGGGACGAGACUCCCUGCGGGACCUGGGCACCCUGCAGGAGCUCAACCUCAGGAGGAAUCGCAUCUGGACCAUCCAGGCGGGCGCCUUCGCCACGCUCCUCCGGCUGGGCGUGUUGAAUCUAGGCCACAACCACAUCGCCCAUUUGCCUAAUCGGCUUUUCGACGGCUUGCUCCAGCUCAGGACCCUGCACCUGGAAGCCAACAGGCUCACGGGCAUCGGCUGCGCCUUGGGCCAGCUGCCCAACCUGAGGAGCCUCUACCUCAACAACAACCACUACGAUGAAGAAGUGAUUGAAAGACUUGGUGAGAUGUAUGCAACACACUCUGAUUGCAAGAACAUGUGA